AGCUUAGUGUCUAUCCUGUCAUUCUUUUCUUUUCGUGCUCUCCUCAAACUGCUCUCAACCGCCAAUGAAACCUAUGCAAACGCGAGAUGCGUUAACGUAUACGAAACGACAAUAACAAAUACAGGGAUAAUCACCGAAUUUAGCCAAACUUUUUUACAUUUGCGUAAUUUAUGUCAAUAAUUCUUUUCGAUAGCCAAUUUUUUCGAAUGCGUCACGUUCACGCACGUCUAUGAUUUUAGCACACAUGCAAAAGAUCGCCGCUUUCUUUUCAAAUUUUAAAAAAUGAGUGAGCUCGUCAGGUAGUUGCGAUGAGUGUACGAUGGAGUUACAAUGCGUCGUUGUGUAUACAAUCAUUCACAUUCCCGAACCGAAGCCACCACCGGACGCCGGACCUGAACAGAACCCCGAUGGAUGUCUUUCGUGGAUCAAAUGCCAGAUUAAAAGAGCGGUAGCAGCAUAUCUACGCGCACUAAACCUAUCGCCAAAUAAUGCGGUCGUACACGGAAAUCUUGCAUGCGUUUACUACGAACAAGGCCUUAUCGAUUUGGCCAUCGAUACGUACAGACGCGCCAUUGAAUUGCAACCGAACUUCCCGGACGCCUAUUGUAAUCUGGCCAACGCGCUUAAAGAGAAAGGGCAGGUAGCGGAUGCCGAAGAGUGCUACAAUACCGCACUUCGACUAUGCCCAUCUCACGCAGAUUCCCUGAACAAUCUCGCUAAUAUUAAACGGGAACAGGGAUACAUAGAGGAGGCGACGCGUCUGUACUUGAAAGCGUUGGAGGUAUUUCCCGAGUUUGCGGCUGCGCACAGUAAUCUCGCGUCGGUACUGCAACAGCAAGGGAAGCUCAAUGAGGCCCUUAUGCACUACAAGGAAGCAAUUCGCAUCCAGCCAACCUUCGCCGAUGCCUACUCCAACAUGGGCAACACCUUAAAAGAAAUGCAAGAUGUAGCGGGCGCCCUUCAGUGCUAUACUCGCGCCAUACAAAUUAAUCCCGCUUUUGCCGACGCCCACAGUAAUUUAGCUAGCAUUCACAAGGAUUCCGGAAAUAUUCCCGAGGCCAUUCAGUCAUAUCGCACGGCUUUAAAAUUGAAACCCGACUUCCCAGAUGCCUACUGCAACCUAGCUCAUUGUCUACAAAUUGUAUGCGAUUGGACCGACUACGAAUCCCGCAUGAAAAAGUUAGUGAACAUAGUUGCGGAUCAACUGGAAAAGAAUCGACUACCAUCUGUACAUCCACACCACUCCAUGCUAUAUCCACUAUCGCACGAGUUUCGCAAGGCCAUAGCGGCGCGUCACGCCAAUCUGUGCUUGGAAAAAAUUCACGUGCUUCACAAACACCCGUACAAGUUUGCCAUGGACCUAAAGGGACGUUUAAAAGUUGGCUACGUUAGCAGCGACUUCGGCAAUCACCCCACCUCACAUUUAAUGCAAUCGGUACCCGGCUUACACGAGCGCGGAAACGUGGAAAUUUUCUGCUACGCCCUCAGUCCAGAUGAUGGUACCACCUUCCGUAGCAAAAUCGCGCGAGAGGCCGAACAUUUCAUUGACCUAUCUCAGAUCUCGUGCAACGGCAAAGCGGCCGAUCGCAUUUAUGCCGAUGGAAUCCACGUCUUAGUCAACAUGAACGGCUACACCAAAGGCGCCCGAAACGAAAUUUUCGCGUUGCGACCCGCCCCAAUCCAAGUAAUGUGGCUAGGCUAUCCCGGCACUAGCGGCGCAAGUUUUAUGGAUUACUUAAUCACGGACUGCGUCACCUCCCCGAUGGAACUUCAAAGUCAGUACAGCGAAAAGUUGGCUUACAUGCCUCACACCUACUUUGUAGGUGACCACAGGCAAAUGUUCCCCCAUCUGAAAGAACGCUUAAUUGUGAGCGAUCGCAACAGCUCCAUCGCUAAUUUACCCGACAACGUAGCCGUAAUCAACGCGACCGAUUUAUCUCCAUUGGUCGAAAACACAGAAGUCAAAGAAAUCAAAGAAGUGGUACAGACUACGAAACCCGUCGAAAUCAGUCUCAAAGUCGCCGAACUUCCGACCACAACUCCCAUCGAAACGAUGAUCGCUUCCGGUCAAGUUCAAACCUCCCUCAACGGCGUGGUUGUUCAAAACGGACUCGCCACCACCCAAACUAACAACAAAGCGGCGACAGGCGAAGAAGUUCCUCAAACCAUUGUCAUCACUACGCGCCAACAGUACGGCUUGCCCGAAGACGCAAUUGUAUACUGUAAUUUCAACCAGCUGUACAAAAUUGAUCCGAUUACGCUUCACAUGUGGGUGAACAUUCUCAAAAGUGUACCAAACGCGGUUAUUUGGUUGCUUCGAUUUCCCGCAGUGGGCGAACCCAACUUACAGUCGGCAGUUCAACAGCUGGGAUUGUCCCCCGGAAAGAUCAUCUUCAGUAACGUCGCCGCCAAAGAAGAGCACGUGCGAAGGGGACAAUUGGCCGAUGUUUGUCUAGAUACUCCACUUUGCAAUGGUCACACCACCAGUAUGGACGUUUUAUGGACGGGAACUCCAGUCGUCACGCUUCCUGGUGAAACACUCGCGUCAAGAGUGGCCGCGUCCCAGUUAACCGCGUUAGGGUGUCCCGACUUGAUCGCCAGGUCUCGACAGGAGUACCAGGAUAUCGCUAUUAAGCUAGGAACUGACCGCGAAUUUUUAAAGGCGACGAGACACAAAGUAUGGGCGGCGCGCACCACUUCGCCGCUCUUUGACUGCAGACAGUAUGCACAGGGUUUAGAAAUGCUGUACGCGCGCAUGUGGGAACGGCACGCGAUGGGAUUAAAGCCGGAUCACGUGACUGCGUUAGCCGAAAAGUAAAAAAUUUCAAAGUUGAAGGACAAAAUUCUAUUGAAUUUAGUGGUAGACUAGGCCAUUGCUAAUAUAUUUGAAGCUCGAACUGAUGUGUAGUUCACAUGUAUAUUAAUUUAAGUUGAUUUAAGAGAGUUUUGGUCUCAAUGUGAUGAUGACUACUAAAAUUUUAGGGUAAGUUAUUUAUAUAACCGAGACAAUUAAAUUUCUAAAUGUUGA
Messenger RNA from Photinus pyralis (common eastern firefly), 3028 nucleotides. It is a transcript of the gene sxc, whose product is annotated as UDP-N-acetylglucosamine--peptide N-acetylglucosaminyltransferase 110 kDa subunit. The record is from RefSeq and is a predicted model, not a curated record. Bases 320 to 2818 code for a protein of 832 amino acids. Gene Ontology annotation, molecular function: protein N-acetylglucosaminyltransferase activity; protein binding. The transcript is spliced from 3 exons. Gene Ontology annotation, biological process: protein O-linked glycosylation. NCBI's taxonomy places the organism in Eukaryota, Metazoa, Arthropoda, Insecta, Coleoptera, Lampyridae.